This is a messenger RNA of Aspergillus homomorphus CBS 101889, 1407 nucleotides long. RefSeq lists its product as uncharacterized. The transcript is spliced from 8 exons. Gene Ontology annotation, cellular component: plasma membrane; fungal-type vacuole. NCBI's taxonomy places the organism in Eukaryota, Fungi, Ascomycota, Eurotiomycetes, Eurotiales, Aspergillaceae. The record is from RefSeq and is a predicted model, not a curated record. Gene Ontology annotation, molecular function: dipeptide transmembrane transporter activity; tripeptide transmembrane transporter activity. Gene Ontology annotation, biological process: transmembrane transport. The coding region runs from base 1 to 1407 and encodes 468 amino acids.
AUGAGCCCCCUCCUGGAAAAGCCAAGCCAAUACGGUAGCGAUGCAUUGGAGGGCAAUGGUGGCUCUCCCUCACAAUCGUCUGAGCUUGAAUCUAUGCUCCACGUGGCAGACGCCUUGCCACCUCGAGUCUGGUCAGCAGCAAUCAUCGCCGUCUUCAACGCUAAUUACCUGCAACAUGGUCCUUCCGAUUUGAUACCCGGGGCCCUUGCUCUCGGAGAAUUACGCGCAACUACGGUCAACCUGGCGUUCACAGUAUUGGUCAACAUCCUGCCGUUGCCGAUAUCAGUCUUCGUGGAUAGUCGCUUGGGCCAGUAUCUGGCCUUGCAGAUUUUCUUUGUGUAUUAUAUAAUCUAUGCUCUCGGAACAGCAACUCCUUUCAUUACCUCACUGCCAUUCAUGAUACACAAUGGGGCUGCAGGUUCGGGAUUCGCCGUGGGAGCUGCGCUGAUUGCCAUCGGGCUUAGAGGCACUCGGCCGAAUGGCCAACGGGUGGUUGUAGACCGGGAUCUCACCAUACAGUACAUCUACAGUGUUUACUAUUGGAUGACCAAUCUCGGAGCCUCGAGCUAUCUCCUGGUCCUCUGCUCCGUGCUGGUCUGCCUCGUCAUCGUGCAGGCAGCAGGACGAACCUUCGUCCGCCCUGCACCAGAGAGUUCCAUUCUACCCAAAGCAGCCAGGUGUCUCUGGUAUGCGUGCCUCGGUGGUUUUACCCUUGAAGCCUGCGAUCCUCAAGUCCAACUUGCCAAGCAUAAUCAUGUUGUCCCAUGGGACGAAGACAUAGGCCGGCCCAUCUUCUGGCUCUGCAUGGCCCAAGCCUCCCAGCAAAGCAUCUCCCAAGCUGGCACAAUGCAGAGCCACGGCAUCCCCAAUGACGUUGUCAAAGUCUUCAACCCGGCAGCAUACAUCCUGUUCGGUAUUCUCGUCCACAAAUUUCUAUACCCUUUCCUGCCACGCCACAGAGUCUCGUUCAGUGUUAACCGCAUCACCCUCGGAUUCCUUACAAUGUCGCUAGCCAUGACCUAUUUUGCCGUCCUCCAAGCUGUGAUCUAUCACACGGGGCCCUGUUACGACCACCCACUGGCUUGCACCGCCUCAGAUGGUGAGCUCGGCAAGGCCCCAAACCGCAUUCAUAUCCUGAUCCAGCUCCCGACCUACAUCAUCAUCGCCCUAGCGGAGGUAUUCUGCUGGCCGACGGGUGCAGAGUACCUCUACACCCGUUCGCCAAAGAGCAUGAAGUCGGUAAUGCAGGCGUGGUAUGUCGGGAAAUUGGCGCUUGGCUACGCGCUGGGAAUGGCACUGUCGCCCUUGACGAGAGAUCCGUACCUUGUUGUGCUCUGGUCGUUAGCGGCCGGACUGGUGUUCGGGUGUGCUUGUGUCUUUUGGCUUGCUUUUCGCCGACUGGUGUAG